GUCGGCCGGGAAUGGAGUGAUCUAGUGAAGGGAGCGUGACUGCUGCUACUUCCGCACCUGCGCCUACUUCCUGUGUGUGUGUGUCACUUUUCGACUGGCUGUGAUAGCGUCUUCUGUUUGUGAUGUCUGGUGUCGCUCGCGGGACUAGAUAUUAAACAAGUACCCCCUCCAAGAAAAAAAUAGUCCGUUUUCGUUCUGAUUAUUUCAAAGAAUCUCCCCCUAAAAAAAUAAAUCAAUCAAGGAAUCGGACAAUAGAACAACUGACACACAGACACGUGGAUUCCCUCUAACGUACUCACCUAAUCGUCUCCUACAAGACACCGUUCUCAUAUCUACCUUCCUUCAAGACACCAACAAGUCGCCAUCAUGUUUGGAAUGCUGAAUCCCGUCAGUGCGGUGACCAGCCAGUUGCCCGGAGGCGGUGACGGCGGGGACGAAGGAGACAAGGAAAAGGAGGAAGAGGCAGAGAGAGAACGCCUGGAAGCCAUUCGUGAGGCCGAGGAGAGACGCAAGGAGAAGCACAGGAAGCUGGAGGAGGAGAGAGAGGGCAUGCGACAGGGGAUCCGAGACAAGUACAACAUCAAAAAGAAGGAGGAGAUCGUACCCGAGGAGCCUGCCAUGCCUGACAACCCGCUUAUGAGGAAGAAGAAAACGCCAGAGGAACUUGCAGCCGAAGCCGAGGCCGAAGACCAGGACGAAUUCACGAAGUUGAAAAACACCAUAGAAACACAAAUUAACGAAGUGAAGCAGCAAAUAGAAGGCAAGUGUAUCCUACAGUAAGCCUGUGGAGGUGACCCUGUGGGUGCUCCCGCCGCUAUGCAAAAUGAUAGGCCUACAAGUGUCUCCGCUCUAGGGCGACCAACCACCACUCCUCCCCCACACCUCUGGCCACGGUACCCCCGUCUAUCCCUCUGGGUUUAUGGCUCGCCGUGUGGAACCAUCUGCAGCAGACACCAAGGGAACCGUUUUCGUCUUUUAUUUUCAUUGUUAUUUUUUUUUUCCAACUGAUAUCUAAAAAUUGAAGGAAUUCGUGCGAGUGUGUGUAUGUGUUCGUGUGCGUGCCUCGAUAUGGGUCACAAAAUAAAAUAUGGUCCUGUAGGGAAGUAUGAGAAAGGUUUUCGAAAUGAAGAAAGACCCCCCCCAAAAAAAAUCAGUGAUCAUAAGGAGGUAAUCAUUCCAUCAAUAGAGUCGAGAAUCCCCUCUGGUCCUUCUCGAUUUACAUCUUCGCCGGGAUGGACGCGGGUUAUAAUACUCUCCUCUCUACAGUUGACUAAAAAAAAAA
Molecule: messenger RNA, 1282 nt
Organism: Penaeus indicus
Lineage: Eukaryota; Metazoa; Arthropoda; Malacostraca; Decapoda; Penaeidae
Gene: cpx
Product: complexin-like
Exons: 6
Coding region: 367-780 (137 amino acids)
Biological process (GO): regulation of neurotransmitter secretion; neurotransmitter transport; synaptic vesicle exocytosis
Cellular component (GO): terminal bouton; SNARE complex
Molecular function (GO): syntaxin binding
Source: RefSeq, a predicted model, not a curated record